AUGCUCUCGUGGGGGGUCGCGCUGGGCGCGGCACAUGCGCUGGGCGCGCUCGCGACCAGCCGCACGUUUUUUCAGCCGGACGAGUACUGGCAGACGCUUGAAAUCGCACACAGGAUCGUGUUUGGGUACGGGUACCAGACAUGGGAGUGGCGCGGCGAGGCGCCGAUCCGUAGCGUCGUGCACCCUGCGCUCUUUGUGCCGCUGUACGCGGUGCUGAAAGAGACGGGGCUCGAUAGCAGCGCGUACUUGAUGUCCACGGCACCGGCACUGUGGCAGGCAGCGAUUACGACGGCAGGCGACGUUGCGUUUUUUCGCCUCGCGCGGCGACUCGGCGGAGAGGGGCUCGCGUACGCUUGGGCGAUAGUGCACCUGCUUUCCAUGUACGGAACGUACACGUACACGCGCCCUUUUUCGAACUCGACCGAGGCGGCGCUGUGCAGCAUCGCGCUGCUGUACUGGCCCUUGACGCCAGCGGCAGCUGCACACGGGAGCCUGCUCGUGUUUGACGUAGGCGUAUUUGCGGCAUUCGCCGCCGUGCUCCUGCGUCCGACAAGCCUCUUGCUCUGGGCUUUCCUUGGGGGAAAGGCGCUGCGGGACGCAGCGCAGUGGGGCGGCCCAAAGCGCACAGCAGCGCUCGUUGCGCACGCGGCGUGCGUGGGGUCGCUAGUAUUGUGUGCAGGCAUUGCGCUCGACUCGUGGUACUAUGGCGAGCGUGUCGUGACGGUGUGGAACUUUUUCUACGAAAACGUCGUGCAAUCUUUGUCUGUCUUUUACGGCGCGCAUCCGUGGCACUGGUACUUAUCCCAAGGGCUGCCGUUGAUCCUCACUGUCGCGAUGCCGUGGGCGCAAAAGGGUUGGAGCAACGCGCUGUACCAGCCGAGCUCCAGCGCGAUGGCCACGCUCGGGGGCCUCUGUGCGUGGACCGUCGGCGCCUAUUCGCUGCUGAGCCACAAAGAGGCGCGCUUCUUGCAGCCGCUGCUGCCCAUUUUUCACCUGUUUGCUGCGAGCGCGAUCGCGCCUCCUAGCGGCGGAUGGGGCACCGCGUGGCGUGCAUUUCCACGGGCGCUGCGCUUCCUUCUCCUCGCCCAGGUCCCGGUGACGCUCUAUCUCGCGGCCUUUCACGCCAAAGGGCAGAUCGAGGUCGUGCAAUACGUGCACGCUAUUGCGACGCACCGCACAACGUUUGGCUUCCUCAUGCCGUGCCACUCUACGCCGUGGCAGAGCCACAUGCACGCACGUGUCCUCGAGAUGACCGACAUGGACAGUGAACUGAUGAGCGGCGACGUGGGGCGCGCGUGGUUCCUCGCGUGUCCCCCGCCACGCAACAAGGACCCCGCCACGUACUGGGACCAGUCCGACUUUUUCUUUGCGGAUCCCGUCCGCUACCUCCGCGACCGCUUCCCUGCGCGCGUCGAUACCCAGUUUCCUCCUAUGCGGCAGUACCACUUUCACAAGCCGCGGCCUACUAACGCGACCGACGCCGUGUCCCAGCAUGUACAGAGCGACCUGGGCUGGCGGCAUACGUGGCCGUCGCACCUCGUCCUGUACACGUCGCUCCUCGACAUGCGUGAAAGUGACGGUGGCGACACGGUCGGCGCCUUUUUGCGCCGCCGCGGCUACGUCGAGACACGGCGGAUUUGGAACGCGCUCUCGCACCCGGACUGGAACCGCCGUGGAGACAUUGUCGUGCUCCAGUUUGAGGACGAGCGCACGCGUUUCUUCAAAAAUCAUACAGUCGUUCCAGGUAUAUAG
Malassezia japonica is the source of this 1752-nucleotide messenger RNA. It is a transcript of the gene GPI10, whose product is annotated as glycosylphosphatidylinositol anchor biosynthesis. Gene Ontology annotation, cellular component: endoplasmic reticulum membrane. The transcript has 4 exons. The record is from RefSeq and is a predicted model, not a curated record. Gene Ontology annotation, biological process: GPI anchor biosynthetic process. Gene Ontology annotation, molecular function: alpha-1,2-mannosyltransferase activity. Bases 1 to 1752 code for a protein of 583 amino acids. Lineage: Eukaryota; Fungi; Basidiomycota; Malasseziomycetes; Malasseziales; Malasseziaceae.